AUGCGCAACAACAACAACACCGCCAGAUCCUUCUACACCCUCUCCAAAGCCCACCACCCAGACCACCACCCGCACGACCCCCACGCGCCCCGGCGCUUCAUGCGCAUCUCCGAGGCCUACUCGGUGCUAGGCCACGCCGACAAGAAGGCCGCCUACGACCGCGACGUCAUGCGCCGCGGGCACCACCACCACGGACAAGGCCAUCACGGACACCACGGGCCCCACCACAGGGGAUCCUACCACAGCACCUCCGGACCCGCCGGCGCGAGGCCGGCCUCGGGCCUCAGCCGCCGGAGGGGCACCUUCACCGGCCCGCCGCCGAGCUUCUACCGCAGCGGCGGGUGGGGCAGCCAGGCCGCGAAGCGCCGCGCCACGCACGAGGACAGCACCGGCGGCGGCGGCGGCGCGGAAACGAGCAGCAGCAGCAUGGGCGGCAUGGGCCCCGGGCAGGACCCGUUCGGCCACCGGGAGGACGUGCCCCACUUCGACAAGGAGGCGCACGAGAGGACGCACCGCCGGGCCGACGAGAGGCGCGCGCGCAGGAUGGCCGGCAUGGACAGCGAGAUCCAGCCCGAGGCCGGCAUGGCGGGCAGCUUCCUCGCCAUCUGCGGCGUCCUGCUGACCUCGGUGCUCGUGCCCUUUACCCUGCUGGGCGGGUGGCGGUCGACCAAGGCCGACGGGGACGACAAGAAGAGGUCUACUAAGAGAUGA
Thyridium curvatum is the source of this 711-nucleotide messenger RNA. RefSeq lists its product as uncharacterized. The record is from RefSeq and is a predicted model, not a curated record. The coding region runs from base 1 to 711 and encodes 236 amino acids. The transcript has a single exon. Lineage: Eukaryota; Fungi; Ascomycota; Sordariomycetes; Thyridiales; Thyridiaceae.